CGUUUGACAUUUGACAUUUGACAUUUGAGAGAGAGGGACAGAGAGAGAGAUACACAUGACUGUGGUGACGAAACGAUGCAUUUGAGAGUGCGCGGGGCGUGAGGGUUUGCAGUGUGCUUUGUGUGGGUGUGGGGGAACUUUGAUGCCAUUGCUGACAACUCGCUCGCUCUCUCGCUCUUAAUUCUGCGCUUUCUCUCUCCCUCUCUUCUGCAAUUAAUUUGUUAGGAACAAGAAGAAGAAGAUGAAUAGAUCAUUCGAGUCUUAUUCCUCAAACCCCUCAAUUUUCCCCAUUUUCAAUGCUCCUCCAACUAAUGGCAUUCCUCUCCCAAUUCCCUCCAACUCAGAUAUCAUGUCUCAUGAUGUGCUCAUCAAAAGGGCAGGAAUGUAUCAGGAUUACAUGAAGCAGAUUCCAAUCCCAAGCCAUCGAGGCUCUGUCAUCCCAUUUACCUCAUGGAUGGGGUUAGGAAGAUCCCUUAAGCAGUUAUACGGGCAGCCUCUUCAUUACCUCACAAAUGUUCUCCUUAAGCAGUGGGACCAGCGGAGAAUUGGCAGCGCGGAUGAGCUUACGCCAUUAGACGAUAUCAUUCACCCGUGCAAAGCUGAAGCCAUGGUCUGGCUGGCAGAGGAAGUCCACCGGAAAACCUCAUCGCAUUUCCAGAUUGCUGAUCUCUGGAUGCUGGACCCGAAGUACAAUGCUUUUCUUGAUUCCAUUUUUCCAAAAUUAGAGAACUCAUCAUGAAGCCAUUUAGUUUAGAGGCUCUGUAUUCACAAAAAAAAGUAAAGUUCAACAAAAAAAAGUUCAGAGGCUUUGUACUUUCUGCAAUGUGUAUCAGUUGUAUUUUCCUGUUGGUACAGUAAAUAGAACCUGCUUCCUUGACCUUUUCUUCCUUAACUUUCUGUUCUUAGCCAUUUUCCAUUGUAAUAAAUGGUUGCAUCUCAGUGUGUCUCCCAGGACAGACUAAAUAUCCUGGACUAAAGGUUUUAUAUGAGCCACCUCAAAUUACAAUA
Messenger RNA from Lotus japonicus, 1008 nucleotides. Its product is annotated as protein RDM1-like. NCBI's taxonomy places the organism in Eukaryota, Viridiplantae, Streptophyta, Magnoliopsida, Fabales, Fabaceae. The transcript has 3 exons. The record is from RefSeq and is a predicted model, not a curated record. Gene Ontology annotation, cellular component: nucleus; RNA polymerase V complex. The coding region runs from base 242 to 739 and encodes 165 amino acids.